Peromyscus leucopus (white-footed mouse) is the source of this 2508-nucleotide messenger RNA. Its product is annotated as zinc finger protein 260-like. Gene Ontology annotation, molecular function: RNA polymerase II cis-regulatory region sequence-specific DNA binding; DNA-binding transcription activator activity, RNA polymerase II-specific. Gene Ontology annotation, biological process: regulation of transcription by RNA polymerase II. The record is from RefSeq and is a predicted model, not a curated record. Lineage: Eukaryota; Metazoa; Chordata; Mammalia; Rodentia; Cricetidae. The annotation marks the transcript as partial. Gene Ontology annotation, cellular component: nucleus. The transcript is spliced from 3 exons.
CCUCUGCGCUGCAACUCUACGUGGAUCCUCCACACGCUCAAGUAUCUUCAGAAUCCUGAGGAAAACAAAGACAGGCCAAGAGUAGAAACCACAGAGGACAUGCCUACUGACAUGAAUUUCUGCCAGAUGCCCCCGAGAUUAGAAGCAGAAGAGCUGAAUGGAUCGUGUGAGAGAUUGGUGUCCUUUGAGGAUGUGACCGUGGACUUCAGUCAGGAGGAGUGGCAGCAUUUGAACUCUGCCCAGAGACGCCUGUACCAGGACGUGAUGCUCGAGAUCUACAGCCACCUCUUGGCAGUGGGUGAAUUAUUACAGCUUGACACACCACGUCAACAAACUUUUGUGAAAGCUUCACUUCUAAAUGAUGCGUCCAGCGAAGUCGCAGGACAUGGUUCAUCUUGUUCCGUUUUAGAGAGACUGUGGCAGGGCGGGAAAACUACGGCAAAGACAGAUGAGCAAAGACAGACCCCACCCGUAAAUCCUCGUGCUCUCCCAAGUCAGAAAGCACUGAGCAGAGACGGUGGCUGUGACUGUGAAGAAACUGGAGAGUCUCUUCUUUUGGGACCCCACCUUAUUUCUACACAAUAUGUACCUCCAAGGGGCUUCUCACUGGCAAAAAGUCUGAAGCCUAACCUUGAAGCCCACAGUGACAAUCAAAGCAGUGCCACAAAGCAGGUUAGUGACAUUGGAUCCCAUCAGAUUUUCACACAAGGCUCUUCUAAUAGUGUGUGUACAAUUCCUCAUCAAAGAGAGAAAUCAUACAGUGAAAGUCAGUUUGGAAACAUUCUUUCUCCCAGUCUACCACUUAUGGAGCAUGAAAUUAAUUUUCAAGACAAAGCAGUUGACUAUACUGGAUGUGGGAAGGUCUUCACUGCUGAGUCAGCUUUCUGUCAACAACAAAUAACUAACAAUAUGGAGACGUCUUUUAUCUGUCACACGUGUGGGAAGACCUUUCUCCACAAGUCUAAGUUGACCUCCCAUCCAGACACUCAUAGAGAAGAAACACCUUAUGAAUGUCCUGACUGUGCAAAAUCACUUAGGAGUAUGUCCAGCCUGCAGGUGCACCGUGACAUCCACACAAAGGAGAAGCGUUAUGAGUGCCAUGUGUGUGGGAAAUCAUUCAGCUAUACCUCCCACCUCAAGGUGCACCUUCGAACACACACUGGUGAGAAACCGUAUGCAUGUUCUGACUGUGGGAAAGCCUUCAGCCAAAAGUCAGUCCUCACCAUACAUCAGAGAAUUCACACUGGAGAGAAGCCUUACACAUGCAGUGACUGUGGGAAAAUGUUUGUCUGUGCAUCCGAUCUGACGAAGCAUUGUCGAUUUCACACAGGGGAAAAGCCUUAUGAAUGCCCUGACUGUGGGAAAUCUUUCAGUAUUAAAUCUAACCUGCUUGCACACCAUCGAAUCCACACCAGUGAGGGACCUUACAAAUGCUUUGACUGUGGGGAAUCCUUCAGGAAAAUAUCCCAGUUGAAGGUACAUCAUCAAAUUCACACCGAUGGAAGAUCUUUUGUGUGCUCUGACUGUGGGAUGGCCUUCAGCCAAAAGUCAGUCCUCACCACACAUCAGAGAAUUCACACGGGGGAGAAGUGCUACCCAUGUAGCGACUGUGGAAAGUUGUUUCUGUAUGCUUCAGAUCUGAAGAAGCAUUGUCGAGUUCACACAGGGGAGAAGCCUUACAAAUGCCAUGACUGUGGGAAAUCAUACAGUGUGAAGUCACACCUACAUGUGCAUCAUCGAAUUCACACUGGCGAGAGACCUUACACGUGUGAUGACUGUGGGAAGUCAUUCAGAAGAAACUCUCACCUGCAGAUGCAUCAGCAAACUCACACUGGUGAGAAGCCUUACAAAUGCUCUGACUGUGGGAAGUCAUUCCGGAGAGCAUCCCACCUGAAGGUCCAUCAUCGAAUUCACACUGGGGAGAAACCUUAUGUGUGUUCUGAGUGUGGGAAGGCCUUCAAUGAUAGGUCGGUUCUCAGCACACAUCAGAGAAUUCACACUGGAGAAAAGCCUUACAUAUGCAGCGACUGUGGGAAAGCCAUGUCUUCUAAAGCCAAUCUCAAAGAGCAUCAGCGAAUUCACACGGGCGAGAAGCCGUAUGUGUGUGCUGAAUGUGGGAGAGCCUUCAGUGAUAAGUCCUCUUUCUAUAGACAUUGUAAAAUUCACAGUAAGGAGCGAUCUUUUGUCCGUAACAAAGCAGAAAAAGGCUUCCUGCAGAAUUCCCACGGGACAUCCUACGAGCACACUCACAGUGCAGAGAAGCUAUAGUGACGCCCUGUCUAUGGGAAGUCUGUCACUGUGAUGUGUCAGCUGAAGGUGUGUCACCAGGUCACCCAUAUUACCAUCACUGGAGCUGUGGGAUACUGUUGGCGCACCAUCCAUGCCAUACUGGGAAGAGACAUUAUUUGUGUUGUGAAUGCACCAAGUCCUUCAAAAUCAUGUCAUUUCAGUAGACUCGAGUGUUCAUACCAGGCAAUCUUCUUAAAGACACCUGAUCAUAUAAAAGAA